AUGGUGCCUUCUAUUGAUUUAUAUUGUAUUUUAUCACCAAAUUUUAAAUUGAAUGGGAGAGCAGAAAAUGUUGAGAAUAUCCAAAAAGGAAGAUCAAAAAUUACAAAAUAUCAACUUGCCAAUAUUUAUAAUCCAAAAGUUAAAUUUUCAGUUUGGCAUGAGGAUCUUGGCAAUUUAAAUAGGGAUGAACCACUUUUUAUGGUUAGAAUCGAUAAAAUGAAAGAGCAGGAUUAA
Molecule: messenger RNA, 234 nt
Organism: Meloidogyne enterolobii
Lineage: Eukaryota; Metazoa; Nematoda; Chromadorea; Rhabditida; Meloidogynidae
Source: the annotation of a GenBank genome assembly